UCACAGCCCACGUCCAGAUAUCCUUCGGUCAAGUUCGACCAGCACUUAACCUUGAAGUAAAGAUAUUUCCGACAUCAGCUGAGGAACGCGUCAAGCUGCGCUGACCUAAGCCGCUUUGCGGGACAGCCCUUCCAACGAAACAUGCAGCGAAUCAGGAAUUUCUCCGUCUCCAAGCGCGCCAAUUCUCCACCUGCCGCUCUCCGCCUCCCGCCGAGCGUAGUCUUCGGGCCUUAUUCACACCCAGGGUGGAGUUUCGACCGAGGAAAGUUGCUCAUUAACGAAGAAUCCCUCGAUGCAUCGCAACCCCUCAAUCUGCUCCCGCAGAUGCCAAGGCAUGGCACGGAGGAAAUUACAACUAUCAGGGGCGAUAUGAGGUCUACACGUAGGGUAUAAGAUGUGCUCCUAAUUAUCAGGUUGCGAUCGACUCCGAGCUCAGUCUUCAUUGUUUCUUGUUGCCACUUCGAAAGUUUCAGAGGUCGAUCAGUAUGCGCGUGUCCACGGUUCUUCUCGCCAGUGCGACGGCAGCUGCCGCUGCACCUACUAAUGUGACGAGCUUCUACUCAACAUGGAUGGCAGACUCUUUCCUGUCCAAGAAGCACCCAAUCGACAAUCACUAUGUCUCCAAUGUCAUCAACGAAGGCAUAAGGAAGGCAGCGCUCGCACACAAGAAUGCGACUCUGCUCUCAUGGGCCUCCAAAGCAAUCUCCUCUAUCGUGGAUGCCAAUGGUACCAUCAAGAACUGGGACCCGUACUACUACUCCCUGGAUGACCAGCGCCUCGGUAACAACAUCCUUUACUUCUGGGAUGCGGAAGGCCGCAAGGAGAAGAAGUACGAGAUUGCGGCAGCUUCGUUGAAGGCUCAGCUCGACCGCUUCCCGCGAAAUGAUGAAGGAGGCUUCUGGCAUCGGUCUCCUACAUACCCUAACCAGAUGUGGCUCGAUGGCAUCUACAUGGCCGAUCAAUUCUACGCGCAGUACACGGCGUAUUUCCAGCCUGACAACACGACGGCAUGGAACGAUAUCAUCCUGCAAUUCGACCUGAUCGAGAAGCACACGAGGAACCAGACGACCAACUUGUUGGCCCAUGGAUAUGACGGGAGCAAGAAAGCUGUUUGGGCAGACCCUGUCACGGGGGCAGCGCCGCACGUGUGGGAUCGUGCGGUUGGCUGGUACUUUAUGGUGCUUGUCGAGGUUCUCCAAAUCUAUCCCAAGGAACUGCCCGGGUACGCGCGCCUCCUGGGCUACUUCACGAGCCUCGCGGCAGGUUUGAAGAAGGCGCAGGACAAGAGCGGCGGCUGGUGGCUCAUCAUGGAUGAGCCUUACCCUGGAGCGAAGGGCAACUACAUCGAGUCCAGCGGUACGGCCAUGUUCACGUACGGAUUCUUGAAGGGAGUGCGUACCGGCCUGUUGGACAGCCAGUACAAGCAACCGGCAAUCAAGGCGUACGAUCUUAUGAUUGAGAAAUUCAUCAAGUAUGAGACGAAUGGAACGCUCAGCUGGGAGGGCACGGUGUCGGUUGGAAGUCUGGGCUCGAACGGCAGCUACGAGUAUUAUAUCGGUGUACCGCUGGGUGAGAAUGACGGCAAGGGUGCGGGUAGCUUCAUGAUGGCGGCAGCGGAGUACGAGAUGCUAUAGCCACAUCAAAGCAAAUGCAAUGCAAAUCACAA
Messenger RNA from Paraphaeosphaeria sporulosa, 1666 nucleotides. Its product is annotated as glycosyl hydrolase-like protein family 88. The transcript has a single exon. Gene Ontology annotation, biological process: carbohydrate metabolic process. The coding region runs from base 486 to 1634 and encodes 382 amino acids. The record is from RefSeq and is a predicted model, not a curated record. Lineage: Eukaryota; Fungi; Ascomycota; Dothideomycetes; Pleosporales; Didymosphaeriaceae.